AUCCAGAAUGCACUGUGUGUGUGUGCACAAUGUACGUGUACAGCGAGCAAUAGGACAGUCUGGCACCAUGUUGGGAUACUGUGCUUGUGCAGUGUAUUAUGGUAGAGGUAUUAUGCGGCCAGCCUCCACAGAAUACAUUGUGUGAUGUGACCCUGCUUUAUGGGUUUGUAUUAUGAUCGGGCUUGUGAAAUGGUCGGACUGCCACAAGUUGUUGUUUUGCCCGUGGUGUUGAGAUGGUGGUUUUUUUCACAGAACUGCUCCAGUGAGCACCAUCGCUGGACACUCCUUUAGCACUGGCUGAGCCUACCCACCCUGGCAUACAGUCUGAUCGCCCGUGCUUUGUUGCUGCUCGGCGCUGGGGAAUGAAUAACUCUGUACAGUCAGCACUAAGGAAUCUCAGUUUCCAGCGAAAGGAGAACAGUGUGUCGGUCGUGAGUGUGGUAAACAGAGGCGAGUGGCUGUUGGCCAUGCAGUAACCCAGGAUCUGAUCAGAUUGUACACAUGUGUGGCUGUUGUCAUCAGGUUAUCAUCAGUGUACACCAACACAACAGUGUGCGAAAAAUCUCGCCUCUUGUCAACGACCAAAUGUGAUACUGCGUUUCGUGUGAUGAAUUUCAUGAAUUUGCACGCAUGAUAUGGGAACCGAAGUUGUAUAGUCGGUGAAAACACAACAUCGAGAACCGUCUCGGCUGGCUUCAGAACACAGUGGUUGUACGGUACAUUUGCGUGUACCCUAUGAGACAGCGGCAGCGAUCGAGCACAUCACACGGGCAUACUACUGCACACACGCAGAGUGAGAGCCCAAGUCGCAAGCGCAGAAGAAUGUCGCAAGGUGCGGUGGACCUGUCCACGUCGCCCAGCCCGCCCAGCCUGGUCCGGCCCUGGCAGACCUCGACCAGCCUGGGCAGCGGCCAAUGGCCCGGCGGAAUCGGCCAGGGGACGGGCUACCAGGGAAGCAGCCGCUACAGCCCCGGCGACUGGUGCAAUAGCUCUGGCUGGAGAACGGCUGGCAGAAGAAGUCCGCCAUCAAUGAGGAGGCAGAGCCAACGGCAGCGCGAGCGACAGCUCCGCAGCCAGAACAACCAACAGCAGCAGCAGCAACAGCAGCAGCAGCAGCAGCCGACGGCGAGCGGUGGGGAGCGACGGGCGUUCCAUCCGCCCAAUCUCCAGACGACGCACCACGCCACCGUGCUUCCUCCCCCACCCUCGCACCAUCUGCCCUUCCAGCCCCACAUCAUUAUUGACCUCAGCAGUGAUGUCAGGGCUCACGUGCCAACCACAGCGCCCAUCUCAAUCCCCGUCUCGGUUCCGUCCUACGCCGUGCCCAUGUGCACCGCCCACACCAUCCCGACCUGCAGUCUGCACCACGGGCCCUACGCGCCCAUCCCAGUCACCGCGGGCGGCCGGCCGGCCCACCAUGGCCCUCCGCCCCCACCCGCGCCGAUCCCCAUCUGCAGCAUGGGUCACAUCCCCAUGUGCAGCGUGCACAUCCCGGCCUGCAGCGGCCACCACCUGCCGGUCUCGCAGGCCUCCAUGCCUCAUGUCUUACCUCAGGAGUCGUUAAUGACGCAUGUACACCACCACCACGUGCCUCCACAAGUGCAGUAUUUUGCUGCCCCUCCGCCCACGCAGACGAGAUCUUCGGAGGUAGAGAUCAUCGGAGAGAGGCCCGCAGCAUUCCACGUGCCUUCCUCAACUCAACACAACCCCUCCCUCACCCCUUCCCCGCCGCUUCACCUUCUCCAAGAGUCCAUCUUGCGCAAUCAGGACAUGCAUCACAUGCACGCGUACCGGAGUCUGAACACCAUCAGGCAGCAGCAGCAGCAGCAGCAACAGCGGAGGGCCCAAGCCACGCGGCCCUGGAGGAACCAGGUCUCGUCCUCGGUGCCAGUCCAGCCCUCGUACCCUCCCACCCUCCUCCUGCGAUACCUGUUUCCGAGUCCACCGGUCAACCAGAUGGAGCUGGAAAACGAAGAUGCAGAAGUCGAAAACUACGAGGCUCUUCUGAAUCUUGCCGAGCGUCUUGGUGAGGCCAAACCGCGAGGCCUGACAAAAGCCUACAUCGAUCAGCUGCCCUCCUACCUGUACAAGCCGGACACCCACCAGUCCAUCAACGACCAAACUUGCUGUGUGGUGUGCAUGUGCGACUUUGAGGCCCGUCAGCUGCUGCGCGUCUUACCGUGCAGCCAUGAGUUCCACGCCCGCUGCGUGGACAAGUGGCUCAAGACCAACCGCACCUGUCCCAUCUGCCGAGCCGACGCCUCCGAGAUGAACAACCAGUCAGAUUAGACGCCAGGUGAGGAGCGGGGCGCCCCCUGGAGUCAGGACGUUAGUCGCCAACCGACGCUCGUCCGGAGAAGUUUCACUUUUCUCGAAUCAUCGUCUACUUUGUUUUUCUUGAAAUAGCGGGUAUUGCAUCAAAAGUUGUGUUGCCGUCGUCGUGGGGACGUGUGGUGUUUACACGAAUCAUUUACACUUCUCAGUAUGUUUUGUUUUUUUUGUACUUUCAGGUAUUUUUUUUUUCCUUUUUUGAUUUGAAAUCACAUUGAUUUUUUUGUUGUGCCUUAAUAUUACUCUGUGUGAGUUUUUUCAUGUCAGGUAUUUCAUAAUCGUUUUACAAUGGCAUUUUUUCUUCUCGUUUAUCACAGUUGUCAUUUAAUCAUUUUCUUAAAUAAUCUAUCUCUACCACUCUUUCUGUGUAACAUUGUUUGUGUUUUUUUGGGCUUGUAUUUUGAUUUUCACGUUCAGUGAAUUUGCAUUUCAAUUCUUGGAUCUUUCACAGUAAAAAUUUUCAAAGGCCUUAAUAGGAAAAAAAGUGUUUACUGUAGCCAAGGCAUUCGAUGGUAGAAGCAUGACAAUUAGAGCUAUAGUAUGCUGUGAAAUCUACCACAACAAAAAAUACUGUUCAUUGCAUGUUCUGUGUUUAUACAAUGUACAACAUUUCCCUUGGGCUGUGUUUUAGCUCUUAACCAAUGUCAAUGCCUGGCACAGGUUUUCUUCAGCAAGUGUCCUCGUGCGUACAGUUUUUUGGACUUUCAGCUCUUACAACAUUUGUAGUUAAAACAAAAAAAAGAAGUAAUAACUUAACUAAAGUCAUCUUGAACUUCCAAUGUGCCUGGCUGUAGGGUAGAGGGCAGUGCUGUUUUUUUGGUAAAACAUGUACAUGUAUAAGUCUGGUGGUGUGGGUUUUUAUCAAGUAGGACCGUUGUCACUUUUGCGGACAUGUUGUCACUUUUUCUCUCUUUACAUGGUCUCUUUGAAUCAAUGUUAAAUAGAAAUAACCAUCGUUAAACACACAGCUCGACGUUAACCACGCAAUCCGUAGUUUAGCCAAUCGGAAAUGAUCUUAUAUAGCGUCAGACCAGUCGGUCCUUGUUAAAAUAGAGGCUAGCAGGAAUGUGGUGCCCGCCUCCCCCCUUGAUGUUAAUGGACUCUUCUGAGACUUUUGAGAAGGGAUCACCCAUUUAUUCCAAGGGGGGUUGUUGGUAUUGCACUUCGUAGUGACUAAGAGGUGGUAGAGCAGAGAAUUUUUUGUGUGAAAUUUAGUCCUUUUUUUGUGAUCAUUAACUUUUCGAUGUGUAUUAUGCGACUUUUGUUGAAAAACUAAAAAAAAAAAAAAUUUGAAAAAAAAAAAAAAUUGAUGAACUUCUAUUUGCGAUUAACCAAACUAUAGUAUUCUUUAAAAUAUUUCCAUUUAAUACUGCAUUUAUAUCAUCGUUGUCAUUUUUGUUGCCUUUUUGCGGGAAUAUAUCGUUUUUUAUUUUAAUUUGUACUCGUUUUUGUUUUUUGGGGAAAACAGAAAAAAAAAUACUCUAGAGAGAAAUGCUUUGAAUUAACAACUUAUAUAGAUUGUAUUUAUGCAAUAGUUACACACGUGAGGUGCUUUUUUUAUAGGAGUCUUUACGAAAACUUUGAAUCUUUGCAGGAUGUUUGUGUGCGCGUGUGUGGUAGUGGGAGUGCAUGCGUGUGUGAGAGUGCGUAGUGCUCUGUAAUUGCAACCAGUGUUUGCUGAAGUUUAAUCUUCGAAAUUUAUAAAACAGUAGUGGAUGCUAAUUAGAAUAAAAAGAGUUCAAAGUUCAAAUGUCUCAGGGUCAUAUGUGUACUUUAAAAAACCUUAACAGCUUUGUGGCAACAUUUACGUCUUUAGUCUUUUUUUUUUGCUUUUUGUAUUCCACUUUGUACUUGAUCUUUUAUUUAUAAUAUUUUUUUUAGUUUGUUGAUUCUUUUUGACAAGAUUCAUGGCGUGAUCUCUUAUAUACAAGUAUGUAGUUGUUUACAAAUAACCAGGCAGUAUGAAUAUUUUUGUUUAUCGUACCAUUCCAACUUUUACUGUGGGAAUUAUAUUUGUCAGUUCACUUCAGUGCCGAAAGUCGUUUCACUGGUAACCGUGUCUUCAAACGUGAGUGCAUGCUAGUUACAUGUAAAGUGGUGGCCUGGUAUCCAGUAGAAAAGUUUGUUUCCAUUUGCAGAAGUUGCCGUGGUAAAAAAUUGGUCCAAUUUUUUGAAAUAUUCAAGCAUUCCUUUUUUGUUUGUGAUUGAGUUCAAUUCAUUUUUGACUUGAUUUCAUUCCUUUUUUAAAUUUUUUUUUUGAAAUUUCUGUUUACUGUCACGUCUGUUUCUCAGAUCAUAAUUAUGGGAUUUUUUUCCUCAUUUUUAUGCAGCUUUCCAAAAUUAUUUUAAAAAAAACAACCUCAUUCUCAGAGCGCCAACCUUGAUGGGUGCUGUUCCAUAUCAAACGUCUUGACACUUUAAGAAUGAGGUUGCAGAAAAACAAAAACAAAAAAAAACAACCUCAACUAAGUGUAUAUGCCUUUGUAUGAACCUUGAGUGGAAUUUAAAGUUGCAAGAACGUUCGCUAUUUUAUAGGAUAUGAAUACAGUGAUUCAUAUUGAGUGAAUCCAGCUAUUUCUGCUGUAAAAAAAAUGCCUAGUUGGUAUUAUUGUACGUGUACAUUUAAGGUUUCUUCAGGGACCAAAUGCGAUAACGGUUUGUUUUGGGGAAAUUGUUUUUGUUUUCAUUGUAACUUGAGAAAAUAUAGUAUACCAGUGUGCCUAUAGAACGUUGUUUAGAUAGACGUCGGUUUUUUAGUCGUGCAUUAUCUUGUACUCCGUGAGUAAAUCUUUAACUUUUGCUACUGUUUAACAAUUCCACUAAGACAAUCUGUUUUACUAGAAAUUCAUCCUGUUUUGGGCUGUUUUUUUUUUUUUUUAUAUAUAUUCAAACCUGCCCAAGUUUCGUAUUUUUUGUGACUAACAUUUUUGUUUUGUUUUGUAAUCUCAAAACGAAUUCUGAAAUUUUUUUUUCCAUAUGGAUUUUUGUGUGCAAAUCAUUACAGGAUUUCAUUUGCAUUUAUUUUUUUUUCUGACAAAACAAAUUCCACUGCUUCGUUGUUUUUGCUUACAUUUACUUUUGUGUCUCUUGGCCACAUUGCACUCUAAUGUUCAUUUAAAAUGUUUAAAAAAAAUACAUAAUUUUUAUCAUUCUCACUAAUGAGCCAAUCACAAUGUCCAGAUACUGUCAGGUGACGAAAUUCCAGCCAAUCACCUUAAAGGGAAUUUUCUUUCCAUGGGUGUUUUUUUGAUACAUUUUUUUUCUAAUCAAUCAAUGACAAAAUCACUUUCAAUAGCCAGUGAGGGUGCAACUAAAAUACUACAACCAUUAAUUUGGACGCUCUUCAUUUGAACAAUUAAUUCCUAUAAGCUGCACAAAGUUCACUUGUCGGAGACAAAAAAAAAGGGAUUUUGUGAAGUCUUUUAUAAUUCCAGAAAAAAAAAUUGAAGCAGCACAAAAUUAAAAAGGCAUUUGACACAAAGCCAAAAAUGAAGAUAGCCAGUCACAUUAACAGUUUUACCUUGAUGGUUGAAUUUUGUUUGCUGUUACUUAAACACUCCCUAAACACGUUCUACAUGUGAAUCGGCAUGCAUGCACGAACGCGACUAAAAAGCAGAGAGUAGAUUUUCCCCUGAUAAAAUGUUACUCCCAUUUGCAGUAAAAAAAAAAAAAAAGUCCCAAAAAAUUUGAUUCUCUUAUUUUUUGAGUGAAAAUUUGGAGUUCCUUUUUGCAAAAACAACCUUACUUUUCGGAUUCACUCCAACUAUGGACUCCGUUCGCAUGUAUCCCCUCAAACAGUUAAAAAGGAAAAAGUUGGGAGAGACCAUUGGAGCAGAUGUUGGAACGUAUUUUGUGUACUUUCGGCGCCUGAUGCUGACACGAAGAUAGACACAAGUGGUUUGAGCCCACUCGGAAUUGAAAUCAGUCUUUUAGCUGUGUGUACUUGCGCCACACCCUCGCAAGCCAGUACGUGAACCCAGCGUGUUCUCUCACUGGAGCUUUCCAAAGUGUUAAAAAGAGCGCUUUUUACUUUUGUUCAUACACAGAGUACAUAACCUGUGUGCUGAUUCACAUGUAGUAAACUGUUAAAGCAAAGGGCAAAACCGUUUAACCAUUAGGUAACCAUUGGUAAUGUGACGGUAAUUGACGGUAACUUUGACGGUAACUUGCGUCCAACACAAGAAGAGUCUUUUUAGAAGGCGGGACCAGUCGACCACCUCUAAAUUUGAAAGCAAUAGGUGCUAGUAUAAUGCACCUCACCUUCUUCCAACUAAUUUUUUCCUUUUUUAUUUUACUGCCACUGCUUAAAAAAAAAAAAAUAGAUGAUUUUUGAUACCACUUCCAUUUAUUAGUGUGCCAGUAUGUGUGUGUGCAUUUAUUUAUAAUAAUAAUAGUAUUAUCAUUCUUAGUAUUCGAAUUUGCUUAGCUGAAUUAAUAACCAUUCAUAUGCCGGUAUAUUAUGUAUAUUUUUUUUGUUUAGCCUUUUAAUUUUUUUUGUUUUGUGUGUGCCAAAGCAAUGCAUUCAAUACUUUUGAGCUUUUGACCAAUAAAUUCCUUUUUUUUUUAAAUAUACUUUUUUUUUUCCUCCUUGUGUUGCGGAAACAUUCACUUAUUGCUGAAACAUUCAUUUAAUUAUCGCUGGAACAUUCAUUUAUGGCAUUUAUUGAAGAAAAAAAAAUAGCUUGAUUUUUCACAAAAUUCCCAAUUCAUGACAAAGGACGAGGGAAAAAAAUUCCUUUAAUCUAUUCACAAAUUUCAAUUCCUCUUGGUUUUUUUAUUGGUUCUCCAAACACUGAGUUUUGCCACGUUCCUGCUAUAUUUGCAUUUAAAUGGCUGCCUUUUUGGGGGGUUAGUAUUACCAACGAAAAUUUUACCAUUUCGGUUUUGCCCCAUUAUAUUGAAUUCUUCCUAUAACUAUGCAGCUUUUUGCAUUCAUAAUGUUCUGGGAACCUUUCAUUUUUUUAUCAAAAUUGCUCCAUCAAAUUUUAAGAGUUUUUUAAGGGAAAAAGAGAAGAUUACUGUUUUCACUAGGCAUACAAAAGCUUUAUUGCCAAAUACGUUAACGUUUUGUUCAGCUUCUGAAUUUGCUCGUCUGUUGCUAUGGCGAUGUGUCAUCUUCUGCUUGGGGAUUUUUUUUUUGCCCAUUAGCCGCCCGGAUAUGUAUGUUUUCCAGCAUCUCUGCAUGCCAUCUUGGUAUCGUUUUGAUGUGUUGGUCAGACUCUCCAAGAGGUCUAGCAUAUAUUCUCAUCAUAAUCACCCUCAAAAAAAAGAAAAAAAAUGUGUGCAUGUUACUGCGCAUAUAUCUCCUUCAUGCUUUGGCGAUAUCUCAUUAAUCAAGCAUAGAAACACAUGUACAGACUUUUUUUUGGGUGUAUAAUUUUCUCAUCCAAUAUUGCAUCCAAAAUGUUUGUGGAGUUGACUAAGGAAACGUAACAGCGUUUUGUUUUGUGUGGUGAUCAUGUUAACGUUAGUUUGAUCGGCCUUCGUUUUGCUUUAGUAUUACGGUUCGUAUAGGGGACUUCGACUCAAAAUGUCUUCGAUGUUGGAAUGGAAGUAACUUAUGCUCCACUUGUCCUAUGCACUUGUGUCACACAGAGCAAUUAUCAUUAAGUGGCUUUUUCAAGUUUUUUUUGUUUAUCUUGUCGCUACCUCAUUAUCCGUAUUUGUAAAAUAAAAUAUUGGGAACAGCACUGCGUAACAAGAAGAUUUGUCACGGUUGGUUUUCAUUUUCUGUUGAUUAAAUUUUUUUUUUUUUUUAGCGUAUUUACACUUUUGAAUUGAUGUCUGAUGCAGUGUAUCUCUGCCUUCAUAUGUAGGGGAUUUGUAAUAUUUAUGCAUGAUAUUAUCGGGGAAAAUUGACAAGCUGUGUAGAUCAUUAAAACAUAUUCUGUUUAGAAGCUAGAUAUGUUGUUUCCUCCAAAUCUGGUUGCACUGUAUUUAAAUGAAUACGGGAGAGCACAAAUGAACACGCUUAAAUCGUAACUGCCUGUAUCGCAUUUCGUAUAUCCGACGCUAAUUUGUGCAUGACCUAGGCCAUUUAGUAUAGUUACAUUUGAACAAAACUGGCAUUGCAUAUACUAGCAUAUGUAUCAUUGAAAAAAAAGUAGGGUUUUUGUGGGGGGAAAAAAUCCUACAUGUUUUUUUUUAUUAUGGUGGUCAUGCAGUGGUCACCAUAGUAACUAAUCAAGAUGUAAUUUCGUAAUUAAUAUCAAAGGAACUAUUCAGAUUUAUGUAUAAAUGUACCUCAUAAUUAUAAGCCAGAAUUCUUUUUUUGUUUUGUUUGAAAUAAUCACACAAAAUGCGCAAAGAACUUGUAUAACUCUCGUAUAUUAUAUUUGUACAGAUUGAGAUUUGGUGCAUGCAACUCUAGUCGGGUGACGGGCCAGUAGAUCAGUUUUGGCAUAAUUGUUGGAUUGCGGGUACUAUACCUCGCAGUUUGGUGUUAAUUCUUGGAAGUUGUGUGGUUUAGCUACAGACCGUAGUACUUUGUCAUCUGGUUUUUUGUGUUGAUCAUUUUCCUUCUUUUCUGGUAAUUGUGAAAUGGAUUUGUUUUUGAAGGGACAAUUGAAGGGAAAUUUGGAUCAGGCCAUAUUGUUGAGGUUGUGGGGAAUAUUUCAACCCCUGUAUCACUAAAAACAUGACUGUACAAUUUGUUCUUAGGGGUUAAAUACUCAGACACGUGCAUUUGGUUGCACGUUGCGACGUUUUAGUUAAUCAGUACCUGUUGUAGUACGAACCAAUGCAGUAUAACCAUCAUGGUUGUCUCUUGUUUUGUCUCUUUGUUCUUCAUUGGUGUUGUAACACUGUUGCUACAUUCUCUGCCAUUCAGACAUGACCAAACCGCGUGGGAAAAAGUUGUCGAUCAAAUGUUAAUACGAUUUCUUCAUCUGUGGUGCCCUUAAAGUAACUCGUAUGUUUCCAUGUAUCAUCUAAGCUGCUUAUCAGUUCAAAUGCAAAGUUACGAGCUUGUCUUGAACUCGGAAAUAUUUAGAACAUGGGAAAAAUUAGUUUUUAUACGAUAUUCAACCUCUUAUUUUUGUUAUCUUGGCAAAAAUAGUUGUUCCGUGGAUGGUUGUUUGGAAUUAACUGUCAUUACAAAAAUAGCAAUACUACUACAAGUUGUAAAAACUACUACGAGUUGUACAAUGAACAUGUGGACUUUCCAACUUUUUGUCCGGAAUAUUCAGAAGAUUUCUUUCAAGGCACUCACUGCAGCCAUCUUGGUAUGGUUCUCCAAGUUCAAAGUACCAGUUGCCAUGAGUUUAAUGUCAGUCAUUAGCACCAGUCUGGAAAACGACUUGUGGUGCUUGGAUGCCAAUCAAUUUUUUUCUCCUUCAAAAAAAGAGUAAAACUUCUUCAGUGCAUCAGCAACCGGGGUUCAUUGCAAACAAACAAAAGUCCUUUUGAGGAAAAAAAAAAAACAACCUGUGAAAUUAGUAAUAAAAAAACAUAGUAGUAAUAUAUAACCAUAUAUGAUAUAUAUAUAAAGAAACUUAGCACGCAGUACUGUGUAUUAAUAAGGAAUGGAAAAACAAACAAAGAAACUAUGGGGCACGUUUGUAAAUUCUGCCCCUAGCUUGCACGCGUUACCGGUUCAGUAUUUGUAUUUCACUAGUUAUUGAAUCAAAUAAUUGAAUUUGAAAUUAAAAAAAAUUAAAAGGGACUUUUUUUGGCCACUGGUCACAGUUGGUGGAUUUUGUCAGUGGAGUUGGUCAGUUGAUGCCUUUGUAACAAUCAAGCUUUCUUGUUGAUUUUCUGGUUUGUAUAAAGUUCACUCUGUCUUCUCGAAUCAGAUGAUUCCAUUGGAUUGUGUUGAACCUUUUGAUAAAUGACGUUUUUUUGGUUGCCGUUGUGAUUUGUCGGUGGCAAGAUUAAUUACCUACAAAUGGCACAAGUUGUUGUCUUGUGCUGUACUUUCAUUGUUAAUUUAUGUCAAAUUGUUUCUGGUAAAUCGCAAACUUGAUAAUGUUCUUGUGCAUUUUUUCAUCACUUAACCCAUCACACAUUAGGAUUCUAUAGUUUAAAAAAAAAUAUGUAUAUGUUCUGUGUGUAUUGGAAAGGGCCUGUCUACUAGAUUAGGAAGAAAUACUAAGGAAUUGUAUCACAAACAAAUGUAUGUUUUUGAGUGUUAAAUGCUACUAAAAAAAAAAAUAUCCAGAGUGCUAUAUACAUUUAUACAGAGGAUGCCAUUGCAGAAUAGAGAGUUGUUUAGCUAAUACAAAACAUAUAUGUAAUCACAUUUCAUAGGAAAAAGGGAAGUUUUGUAUAUGCCUCACAUUUAUCGUGCGGAUUUUGCUAAAGAUCUGGCCAAUCAGAGCCGUGUAUUUGUAACCCUAUAUCCACUUAUUUGCAUAAUUUGCAUAUUUGUAGCGGCCUGUAUUCAGGGUGGUGUUGCAUUAUUAUUAUUUUUCUUGACUUAUUUUCUGCCGGUAAUCUGUAACCAAGCAAUGAGUAUAGAAAUAUAACAAGCAUCUGAAUUGGCCGUUAUACCCUAGGCUUAUUUCCUGUAUCAUUGCUGUUUUUCUUCCCAUUUUCAGUACAGUAGACAUGUAUUAAUUUUAAAACUCCAAUGGACCAACCGGUAUAGCAGCCCCCAAAAAAUAGAUUAUUAUAAACUAUAUUAACGUUGCAAAAGUUUAAAAUCCUCUGCUGGAAUACAAAAUAUGUAAAAUAGUUUGCUACAAAAACUGGAGACAAUCUUUUUGCCUUUUCACAUAAACCAAUUUUAAAAAAGGAAUGUUACAUUUUGGCUUUAUAUAGCAGAAGGUUUAAAACACAAAGACCAAUAUGGGAUGCGAUCACUUUCAAUCACGAUGGCCCUCUUUAAUGGUGAAUGCAUUGUCCUAGCUCUAUUGUUCAGAUAAUUCGUCCUGGAACAGUUGCUCUGAACAAUAGCCACCACAAAACUUGCGCCAUUAAAGGGGGGCGUCGUGAGUGUAUACAUUGAUCACAUGCACAGAUUUGUCUGCAUGCUUGUAUGUAAAAUGAAAGUUUGUAGGAUCCAACAAUUUUGUCUCCAACUCCAACCUCGUUGUUACAGAUAUCUAUUCUUACAAGAAACAAAGAAGGGAUAUGGUUGAGUUCUCAAGGGGGAAAAUAUCAAAUUGUGGGGUUCAUCAACUGUCUCAUGUCUGAAAGGCACGCACACUGUAAUGUUCAGGUAAAACAAUUUAACUUUGGAGUUUGUGUGUACCAAGGCCUGUGGCAUUUGAAUUAAAUUUGGCAGGACAUUUCAAAUCGCAUUGUUUCAAUGCUCAUCAGUUUACGAGACAUUGGACAGCAUUGUCGGAACGUAGUGGUAUUUUUUUUUUAAUAACCAGACUUGAUUGAUAACGUGACUGUACGCUCAGACUAGUUUGUUAGAUUGCAUAUAUCAGAAGACUUUCUCACGUUUGUUUGGUCCAGAAAUUGGUGAAUGCCGUUUUCAAAGACAAAAUUUUUGAAGGGAGUUUCCGAGUUUUGACAUUUAACGCUUAUUAACGGAGGACGGAAUUUAGCAGUUAUAUAUCGAAAAAUAUUUAAGCUCUGGUAGCUUUUAGUAAUUUUUUUAUUAUUAUUAUUUUUUUUGUUGGUCGAGUUUAUUCAAUGUGUGAGUGGGUGGUAUUUGUUGUUUGACUGAUUAAUAAUUAUAUAAUGCACCAUUAUUAUGAUAGUGUGUAGUCUGAGCGAAGAGCGCCCUCUCUUGUUUCGGAGAGCGAGCAGGGGGAGAACGGUUUCGUAGGGCGGUUUUGCAAUACACCACAGCUGCAUUGUGUUAUAUUGGAGACAAUAAAUGCGCGAGUGUAAAAAACAUUA
Patiria miniata (bat star) is the source of this 12126-nucleotide messenger RNA. RefSeq names its product RING finger protein 44-like. NCBI's taxonomy places the organism in Eukaryota, Metazoa, Echinodermata, Asteroidea, Valvatida, Asterinidae. Bases 736 to 2289 code for a protein of 517 amino acids. The transcript is spliced from 9 exons. The record is from RefSeq and is a predicted model, not a curated record.